Messenger RNA from Vicia faba (fava bean), 1143 nucleotides. NCBI's taxonomy places the organism in Eukaryota, Viridiplantae, Streptophyta, Magnoliopsida, Fabales, Fabaceae. The record is from the annotation of a GenBank genome assembly.
AUGGCGGAGUGUGAAAUCCAGAAGAUAGAUCCAGAGACAGAGUUUCUAUCAUCAAAGAGAGAAACCGGAAACGAAUGGGAAAUCUUCAAAGAAAACGUCAGACCGUUGAAACGAGGCCGAAAUGUUAACAUUCUCAAUCUCGCUCUCAAGUCUCAGACCGAUAACCACCUCAAGAAAUCCCUAAUUCACCAGCGAAGAAAAUUUGUCGAAACAAUCCAUGAUUACAAAGGCCAAGAUCCUCUUUUCCCUUGGAUACAGUGUAUGAAGUGGGUUCAGGAAGCGUUUCCUCCGGGUGGAGAUAGCUCGGGUUUGGUGGUGAUUUAUGAGCAAUGUGUGCGUGCUUUUUGGCAUUCGGAACAGUAUAAGGAUGAUUUGCGCUAUCUCAAAGUGUGGCUUGAAUAUGCAGAUAAUUGUUAUGAUAAGGAGGUUAUAUAUGGUUUUCUGGAUGCAAAUGGAAUUGGAAAAACUCAUUCUGAUUUCUACAUUUCAUAUGCUUUGCAUUUGGAAUCUAAGAACAAGUUUAAAGCUGCUAACCAGAUAUUUGAACUUGGUGUAUCUAGGAAUGCUCAACCCAUUGAAAAAUUGAAAGCUGCUUACAGAAAAUUUCUUGUACGCUCAAUGUCAAGGACUAAUGCUAUAGAUGAACCGCUGGAAAAACAGGCACCUGUGCGUAGCUUUGGAACUCUUCUUGCCAAAGGAGAAAACAGUAACAGGUUGACCUCUUUGAACAGUGAUCGUUCUUCUAAAAAUGAUAGGACUCGAGCAGCUCCACUUUCCAUUUAUAAAGAUUCAAAUGCCGGUGGUGAGGCUUCCUCACGUCAGCCAGACAUGUCACACUCUUGGCGCAACCUUGGAGCUCGAGCUGAACGAAACAAGGAAAACAACGCAAUUCCUGCCAAAUGGAAAUCGUACAAGGUUCCACAGCGACCGGGGACUAGAACUGCAGUGGCAAGUGCAAGUGCCUGCAUUCCGGUGUUCGUUGAUGAAGAAUGUCAAGGUUCACCGAGUAUGAAAGCAGAGGGUAAGGGUAAGUCCAAAAGUUUGAAGAUUAGGCAAGAAGACGAAAAGGACUUAAAAAGAGAAGCAGAGUUACUAAGGAAGAAUCCCUUACGCAACUUUCCACAUACCAGCCUCCCCAGAUAA